Messenger RNA from Pyrus x bretschneideri (Chinese white pear), 4569 nucleotides. Its product is annotated as U-box domain-containing protein 43-like. The transcript has 3 exons. Gene Ontology annotation, molecular function: protein binding; ubiquitin-protein transferase activity. NCBI's taxonomy places the organism in Eukaryota, Viridiplantae, Streptophyta, Magnoliopsida, Rosales, Rosaceae. Bases 1370 to 4417 code for a protein of 1015 amino acids. Gene Ontology annotation, biological process: cell surface receptor signaling pathway; protein ubiquitination. The record is from RefSeq and is a predicted model, not a curated record.
GUACUUAAGUGCUUUGCUGCUGUACAGAAAAUGCUAUGUUCUUGUUUGGAUUUCGGUUUAAAUAAUGGCAAUGCUGAGUGGUUAGUAAGUGGAUUAGCUCUUGGAAUACAAGUAUGGCCUCUAGUUUUGGCGAUGGCGUGCGUCUCCGCUGUUUGUAAAAUAUGAAUGUGAUGAUUCCACAACAAGAGCUUGAAUGGAACCACUACUUCUUGCCAUCGUUUGCUUGCUAUCGUAUCUUCGAAGUAUCACCGUGUACUGCUAACUUUGAUUAGGUUAAGCUUGAAUGUAGUUUCGGAUGGUUGAAGUUCUCGUGUUUACUGUUGAUUCUGUGCUUUAAUGGUCGAUUGAGAUUAAUCGUUUUUGUGGACUUGCAAACUCGAGCCAUUGUUGUUCCAUCUUUCAUUCGAAAUGCCUUUUGUUCAGAGUUGUAUGAAUCCCUGAGAAAACCUUUCUCCGACCUGUAAUUUGGGAUUUGAUGUAAAUUACCAGCCAUUGGGAGCCGAUCCUUGGGUCAUCCAAGAGUUGUGAUAGUUGAGAAGCUAAUUCCUCGGGACGUCUAUUUGCCGGACGGCCACCAAGAAGGCAGUUGCAGAUGCUGUAACAAAAAUUCCUAAGAAAAUAUCCCGAGAUAUCCUCAUCAUCCUGGUUGGAUUUGGGCUUUUGGAUUCUUGGCCACAGCCAACCCAUGAAUCGAAAUUCCGCCGGACCGCUGGCCAUCGCAGAAAAUGUCUUUGGUCCACUGAUAGACGAAAUGUUUUUUUAUUUUUUUAUUUUUUAUUUUUUUAUUUUUUUUAUUCCAUGCAAGCGAUUAGAGGAGAAGGGACUCGAAUUUAGUAUUUUGAGUAUACAAGCGAAUUCUCUUAACUAACCGAGAUAUAAACUCGACUUUAUAAAUACGUAAAUUUACAUUUUUGUCACACCUUUUUAUCACAUCAGUAAUAAUUAAUGUCAUAAAAUCAACGACUUUUUGUGCAACCGUCCUCAGUAGGUGGAAUUUUCCAUGAUGCGUGGUUUACCAGUAAAUACAAAUUUCCCGGAAAAAAUACAAGAGCAAGAGAAAGAAGGCUUGACUUGUCUAAAGUCUUGUUCCCUGCAGCAAUAUUGCCAUUUUCCAACUGGAGCACAAGUGUAAAUAUAAUGAUGCACUGCACUUUUGGAGCACAACUGGAGCACUUUUGCCAUUUUCUAUGUUUAGCGGCCACAAUCUGAGAGACAAAAGAAGCUGGGAGCCGUUGUUUGAAACCAAAUUCAUCUUCUGGGUCAGUUGGAUCGGUGGUCAGGAGAAGUAUGCUUCAGUAGUUGUAGCCUUCAUCUUACAGGAGAUCGUCUUUCUGUUGGAAUAAAGCAUCCUUUGGCACAGAAUAUUACCAUGGCAUUGGAGCUUAUACCUAUUGGUACCAUCUUGGCCGUGCUAACAAACCAGGUCAUUAAAACAGCUAACGCCGCGAAAGAUCUUUUUGACAAGGAGAGUUUCAAGGCCCUUUCGAAGCACUUGCUUGACAUUGGAUCGGUCUUGAAAGAACUACAGCGUCAAGAAUUGAAUGAUUCUCAAGCUGCCCGGCUUGCUUUGGAGUCCCUCGAAGCAGAUGUUAAAAGGGCAAAUAAUCUGGUUGACAAGUAUAAAAACCGAGCACGUUUCUACCUGCUUGUCAAGUGCCGGCACAUUGUCAAGGAGGUACAAGACGUUACUAGGGAUAUUGGAAGGUCUUUGGCUGCUCUGUCCGUUGCAAACACCGAUGUCUUAUUGGGGAUAUCUGAUCAGGUGGAUAGGUUACAGAAUGAAAUGCAGAGAGUGGAAAUUGAGGCCUCACAGUCUCAGCUCCAAGUUUUCGACAAGCUAAAACAAGGUCUUGAUGAUCAGACACUUGACCAAGGAUUUGCAAACGAUAUGCUUGCAGAAAUAGCGAUGGCAGUUGGGGUGCCUUUAGAGCCCUCAGAGAUAAGCAAAGAGCUUGCAGAUUUCAGAAAGGAGAAAGAAGAAGCUGCCAACAGGAAAGAAAGAGCUGAAGUUUUCUUCUUAGAUCAGGUUAUUGAGCUGCUUUCUCGAGCUGAUGCUGCAAGGGAUUAUGAAGAGGUCAAGAAACAAUACAACCAACGCGUGCAGGCCAUACAGAGAUAUGACUCGAGCGAAGAAUAUAUUCCACCACUUAAGCCUUUUAUAUGCUGUAUUACAAAAACUGUGAUGGCUGAACCAGUCAGUCUUUGCACCGGUACUACAUGUGAGAGAGCUGCAAUCAUAUCUUGGUUUGAAAGUGGUGAGAGAACAGACCCCGAAACUCAUGAGGUUCUUCAAGAUACUUCCUGGAGGUGUAACAUCCCACUGAGACAAUCAAUAGAAGAGUGGAGAGAGCUAAAUUAUUGUCUCAAGAUUCGAACUGCCAAGGAAAAGUUGUUAUCGGGCCUUGAGACGUCAAUAUUAGGGGCCUUAAGCCAAAUGCAAGAUCUUAUGACAGAGAGUUCUAUUAACAAGGACUGGCUCACCAUUGAAGGGCUCACCGACAUUAUAAUCUCUAUACUUGGAAACUCUCACGACAGAGAUUUGAAAAGGAGGAUUUUGAUCACCUUAAAGGAUAUUGUCGGAGGGCAUGCAAGAAACAAGGAGAAAGUGGUUGAAUCCCAGGGGUGGGAUCACAUCGUUCCCUGCUUAGGGCGCGACUCAAGCAUCUCAAAGGCUGCAAUUGAGUUGCUAUAUGAAUUGUUGCAAGACAGAACUGGUUGGAAUGUGUCUGUAUGCAGGAAACUCUCUCAACAAUGCAGUACAAUUCUUUUCCUUGUUUACACCCUUUUAAAGGGUAAUGUGAGGGAGUCAGCUGAGAUUGCAGAGAAAAUCUUGCUGAAUCUUUUCGACAUAGAUGAGGAAAACAUUUCUUGUGCAGCUAAAUCUGGCUGGUAUAAGCCACUUGUUGAUCGCAUAGUUGAAGGGCCGGAAACUUCAAGGGUAUCAAUGGUGAGAACACUUGUUAACAUGGAAUUGGUAGACUCAAAUUUGAAGCUCCUUGGUGAGGAAGGGAUUAUACCUCCUUUGCUCGAAAUGGUGUCUGGAAACAUUGAAUCAAAACUAUUGUCCUUAUCCGCCCUGGCUGAAUUAUCAGGUUGCAGUGCCAACAAAGAACUGAUUGCUGCUUCUGGUGGGGUAAGUCUUGUUCUAAAGCUAGUGUUCACUCCGCAUGUGCGAGCAAUCAUUGUUGUUAAAUGUUAUGAAAUCCUGGAAAAAUUUACAUCUGACACUGAUGGGGCCAAAUUCUUUGUCGAUGAAAACGGGUGCCAACUAGAGUUAGGGCCAAUUGUCACCAAUUUGACUGCAUUACAACAAAAUCAUAACUUGGCCUACAAUGUUAGAAGACCUGCCUUGCGCUCACUUCUUGGAAUCUGCAAGUUUGAUGCGGGGCUGGUUAAAAUGGCUGUUCUCACUCCUAAUGCCAUGUCUCUAGUCCUUCCACUCCUUGAUGACUCUGACUCGGAGAUUCGGGAGAUUGCCAUAAAUUUGCUUUUCCUCUUCUCGCAGCACGAGACUGAGGGGGUUGUGGAAUACCUUCUCAGGCCAAGAAGGCUGGAGGCUUUAGUGGGAUUCCUUGAGAAUGAUGACAAGGAUGAUGCACAGAUGGCUGCUGCUGGAUUAUUGGCGAACCUACCAAAAUCGGAAAGAUCACUAACUAUGAAGUUAAUCGAACUGGACGGACAUACUGUGCUUAUAAACAUUUUAAGAACAGGGACUUUGAAGGCAAAAGAAAAUGCUCUAGGUGCUCUUUUCAGGUUUACGGAUCCCACAAACCUGGAAUCACAGCGUACACUGGUUGAAGGAGGAGCAUACCCUUUGCUCGUAAACUUUCUCAGGUCCAGCUCAGUUACUGCAAGGGCAAGAGCUGCAGCUCUGAUUGGUAAUCUUUCCACAAGCACUCCAAAGCUCACCAUUGUCUCCAAACCCUCGGGCUGCUGGUCCUGUUUCAAGCCAUCGAACGCUCCACUAUGCUCAGCGCACGGUGGUAUCUGCACUGUGACUUCCACAUUCUGUCUUUUGGAAGCAAAAGCUUUGCCUGACUUGGUUAGGCUGUUAUCGGGAGAGGUGUAUGAAACUGCCAUUGAAGCAAUUCAAACUCUUUCGACAUUGGUUGUCGAAGCCUCUCCUCAAAGAGGAGCCAGCGUCUUGCAUGAGGCUGAUGCCAUAAAGCCGAUGUUGGAGAUCUUGUCUUGGGGAACAGAUUCUCUACAAGAAGACGCGUUGAGUCUCCUCGAAAAGGUUUUCAUGUCAAAGGAAAUGGUUGAUGUGUAUGGAUCAGCAGCUAGAUUAAGUCUUGCUGGUCUAACUAGCACGAACAUCCAUGAGGAUGGUCGCCAUAGGAGGAAGGCUGCCAGGGUUUUGUUACUCCUUGAACGUUAUUCGAAAUCAUCAACUUCUUUUACUCCGGGACUGAUGUAAGGCUAACAAGUUUUGGUUAUCAGAUCAGAAGAACAAAUGUACUUCAACUCUGUUUGUGAAUAUACAAGGAUUGUGUUGGAAAAUUUAGUGCAGCAAUUGUCACUAGCAAAAAUAUUUAUCAUACUAUUCAGUGAUUAGAUUUUCUCUUGGAA